CUUCCUCUUUUCCUCCAGUGUUACCAUGACAGGCCUGAACAUGAGAGAAUGGAGAGAAAAACUCAGGAGGCUUGUGACAGUGGAACCGGUUAUUUUCUUUUACAUGACCAGCACCUUCAUAGUGACACCAGCCUAUCAACAGCUGGUCAUCACUAAGGUUUGCAAUGAGUUGUUUACUGACAGCGAGAUCUGCAAAAACCCAGAGCAUUACACACAGGAUGAGGAGAUCCAGGCUCGUUCCUCCUAUAUCUUGCUUUUCUACACGGCCAUUCUCAGCCUGGUGUCCAUCCCUCCAGCCCUCCUGCUUGGGUCGUGGUCUGACCAGGCAGGCAGGCGUUCUGUUAUGGUGAUGCCAUCGCUCCUCUCCCUUUUGAGUGGUGCUGUCUUCAUCACGCUGGACCUUGUGGAGGACAUGACCGUGUACUGGUGCCUGGCUGCUGCAGCUCUCACUGGUCUCAGUGGUGGUCAUGUCUCUGUCUUUCUCAGCUGCUUCAGCUACCUUGCUGAUGUGACUGCUGGUUCCAGCUCAGCUCGUACACUACGCAUGGCCAUGGCAGAGUCUAUGAUCUUUGUGGGGGGAACAGUGGGCUUCCUGUUGGCGGGGUUCCUGGAGCAGGAGUAUGGUCUACUGUAUGCAUUCGUGGCAUACUGUGCCUGUCAUGUGCUGGCAGUGCUCUACAUCUUGCUCUGGCUACAAGACCCCAGACCUGUCAAACUGAACAGAAGCCCAUCCCUAAAGGCAGAAUCAGAGAAGGGGGCUAUUGAAGAGCCACCCCGAUCCAGGCCUUUCAUACUGCAGUAUGCCAAGCUGUCGUUAAAGGCUGUGUUUAGGAGGAGGCCGGGACAGGAGAGGCUGAAACUGCAUUUUCUCAUUCUCUGCACCUUCAUAAAUAACCUCAUGGCUGUGGGGGAAACGUCUAUCUUACUCCUCUAUUUGAUGUAUGAGCCGAGGGAGUUCACCACAGUACUGUUUGGGGUGUUUAACGCUGUGAGAAUGCUGCUGUUGGGCUUCAGUUUGCUGGGGCUGUUCCCACUUCUGUUGAGAUGCUUCAGUGAGAUGACCCUGGCUAAGCUCAGUGCCCUCACCAGAGCUGCCGCUUACAUCUUACUGGCCUGCUCCACCAACACAUGGAUGGUCUUCCUGGUGGCUGUGGUAGGGGCCCCAGCUGGCAUUACUCAAGCAGUGAUUCGAUCUCUCUCCUCUGCUAUUGUGGAGCUGGAUGAACAAGGAGCAAUGUUCUCUUUCACUGCAUCUGUGGAGGCCACCUGUAUUCUCAUCGCUGGCACUAUGUUUAACGGCCUCUACCCCCUCACCCUGACCACCUUCCCUGGCAUGCCCUUCAUCGUCAUGGCUGGGUUUGCCAUCAUUGUACUCAUCUUCAUGCAGUGGAUCAGUGAGAUGCCAGCUUCCCAACCUCGUCUGGUGCUUUAAGACUGAAUUCUACUUUAUUACUCCAGAGAACAUAGAUGGAAACAAAGAGUUUAAGUAAUAAUAUGAAGUGUUCUAUUUAUUAUAGUAUUCUAUUUUCCGUUUUGUAUUGACACACACACACACACACACACACACACAU
Molecule: messenger RNA, 1571 nt
Organism: Chanos chanos (milkfish)
Lineage: Eukaryota; Metazoa; Chordata; Actinopteri; Gonorynchiformes; Chanidae
Product: proton-coupled folate transporter
Exons: 7
Coding region: 26-1432 (468 amino acids)
Biological process (GO): transmembrane transport
Cellular component (GO): membrane
Molecular function (GO): transmembrane transporter activity
Source: RefSeq, a predicted model, not a curated record